AUGGCCAAUGCCACAGCUAGUCUUCUUCCAUUCGAGAAGAUACAAUUGAGAGCCGAAGAGCUAGCCUCGCUGGACGGAGCAGCUUCCUCGUUCUUAUCUUUUGCUGAUGUCUCUCCGCCAACUGUGAACACGAAAAGGUCUCGAAGCGGUGGUUGCAAGAUAUUUCCCGGAGAUCCUGAUUGGCCUUCCGACAGCGUAUGGAAUAAUCUUAACGAAACACUUGGGGGUGCGUUAGAGAAGACUGUCCCACUGGCCGCAGUUUGCUACGCUGGACCAUAUUAUAACGAAACUCAAUGUGCAUAUGUGACGGCUAAUUGGUUUGACUCCGGUCUUCAUGUAUCUCAUCCAAGUUCGAUGCUCAGUCCGCUGUACCAGGGCAACACCUGUCUGCCGCCCAAUAUCGCAGCUCCAAACUCGAACUGUACACUUGGUGGAUAUCCGUCGUAUGUUGUCAAGGCAAGAACGGUCAGGGAAGUACAAUUGGGAAUCAAUUUUGCACGAAAUGCAAACAUCCGAUUGGUGAUCAAAAAUACUGGGCACGAGUUUUCUGGGAGGUCCGGAGGAGCUGGGUCACUGAGCAUUUGGACCCACCAACUUAAUGCGCUUCAGUAUAUCCCACGCUAUGUCGAUGAAGUAAUGCCAUAUAUUGGACCGUCAUUCAGAGGUGGUUCCGGUGUUCUUGCUAGGGAUCUUUAUAAAGCUGCUGAUGAAAAGGGCCUGGUCGUCGUCGGUGGCGAAGGCCAGGAUGUUGGGAUUUUAGGAGGAUAUAUACAAGGCGGAGGACACUCGCCACUAUCUUCUAUAUAUGGGGUUGCUGCCGACCAGGUUUUGGAGAUGCAGGUUAUCACGGCAGAUGGCAGAUUUAAGGUCGCUUCGAGCACAGAGAAUACAGAUCUCUUCUGGGCCCUGAGAGGAGGAGGUGGUUCGACUUUUGCUGUCGUAACUUCUGUCACCGUACGCGCCCAUCCAGCAAUGCAGAUGACCUCCGUACGCUUUACAUUUUCAGCCUCAUCUCAAAAGAAUUUUGAAGCUGCAGUAAAGGCCUAUUGGAAGCGUUUCAUCCCUUAUAGCGACGCCGGGACCUACUCAUAUUUCUUCAUAAUUCCAACACCUCCAGUCUCAACUUUCAUGAUGCUUGGCUUCGUCGCGCCUAACAAAACUGUUGCGGAAACAACCGCCUUGCUCAAACCUUGGUUUGAUGAACUUCAUUCGUUGAAUAUUACUUUCGAUCCCGUAUUUAAGAACUACGUGAAAGUAGGCGAAGGACUCAUCGACACAUUUCCCACCGAGUCUGUCCAGACCGAUGCUGCAAUCGGAUCUCGACUUUUUCCUCGCUCGGCAUGGGAAAACCCAGGCUCGGCACUCUUUGAGAAGACUUGGGCGACGUGGUCAGCUUCCAUGGCGUCAGGAGUGCUCAUAUCCUUCAACAUCCGCGCUCCAAACGUGUGGAAGCUUGAUAAUGCUGUCCUCCCAGCUUGGCGGGAAACUGUGUUACAUACCAUACAAGGCGCAGGCUGGGAAGCUGGUGCUUCUGCUGAGGCGAUGAAGAAUGCGCGAGCGGACUUGAGCGUUAGACAACUGAAGUGGAAACAAGCUACGCCUGGUGCUGGUUCUUAUUUGGGCGAGGGCGAUAUUGAGGAGGUUGACUGGCAGGAGUCAUUCUUUGGUAAGAAUUAUCCGAGGUUGUUGAAGAUCAAGAACAAGUACGACCCAGAUGGAUUGUUCUGGACGAAAAGAGCUGUAGGUAGUGAGGGUAGGCAUGUGAGGAGCAAUAGUGCUAUUCCAAAUGAGAAUGGUAGACUAUGCUGGGAUUGA
This is a messenger RNA of Glarea lozoyensis ATCC 20868, 1815 nucleotides long. Its product is annotated as FAD-binding protein. The record is from RefSeq and is a predicted model, not a curated record. The transcript is spliced from 3 exons. Lineage: Eukaryota; Fungi; Ascomycota; Leotiomycetes; Helotiales; Helotiaceae. The coding region runs from base 1 to 1815 and encodes 604 amino acids. Gene Ontology annotation, molecular function: FAD binding; oxidoreductase activity.